AUGUCCGCCGCUGAUAGACUAAAUCAAACUUCCGAGAUUCUUAACGAAUCUUUCCAACCUGUUGAAAACCCUUUCAAAGUUACCGUUAUCGGUUCUGGUAACUGGGGUACCACGAUCUCCAAGGUUGUGGCUGAGAACACCGCGCUAAGACCUCACUUGUUCGUGCGUCGCGUCGACAUGUGGGUUUUCGAGGAGAUGAUUGACGGCCAAAAAUUGACCGAAAUUAUCAACACCAAGCACGAAAACGUCAAGUAUCUGCCAGGUAUCGAGCUUCCAGACAACUUGGUGGCCAACCCUGACCUCGUGGGCGCCGCCAAAGACGCAGACAUCCUUGUUUUCAACGUUCCUCACCAGUUUUUGCCUCGCAUCGUCUCCCAACUACAGGGCCACAUCAAGAAGGACGCCAGAGCCAUUUCAUGUCUAAAGGGUUUCGACGUCGACAAGGACGGUGUCAGACUCUUGUCCACCUACGUCGAGGAGAAGUUGGGCAUCGCCUGUGGUGCCUUGUCCGGUGCCAACCUAGCUCCUGAGGUCGCCAAGGAGAACUGGUCCGAGACCACCGUUGCCUACAAGCUGCCAAAGGACUUCAAGGGCCAAGGUAAGGACGUGGACCACGCCGUCUUGAAGGCGCUAUUCCACAGACCAUACUUCCACGUCAACGUUAUUGACGACGUUGCCGGUGUUUCUGUUGCCGGUGCUUUGAAGAACGUGGUUGCCCUAGGUUGUGGUUUCGUGGAAGGUCUAGGCUGGGGUAACAACGCCUCUGCUGCCAUCCAAAGAGUCGGUUUGGGUGAAAUCAUCAAGUUCGGCCAAAUGUUCUUCCCACAUUCCAAGGUCGAAACCUACUACCAAGAAUCUGCCGGUGUUGCUGACUUGAUCACCACCUGUUCCGGUGGUAGAAACGUCAGAGUCGCUACCCACAUGGCCCAGACCGGCAAGACCGCCGAGGAGUCCGAGAAGGAGUUGUUGAACGGUCAAUCCGCUCAAGGUAUCCACACCUGUAAAGAGGUCCACGAAUGGUUGGCCAGCUGUGGCAAGACCGACGAGUUCCCUCUAUUCGAAGCCGUCUACCAAAUUGUCUACGAAGGUGCUUCCAUGGAGACUCUACCCGACAUGAUCGAGGACUUGGAAGGUGUCAACAUCCCUGUCGCCAAGCAUGCCAACAAAUAA
Molecule: messenger RNA, 1170 nt
Organism: Lachancea fermentati
Lineage: Eukaryota; Fungi; Ascomycota; Saccharomycetes; Saccharomycetales; Saccharomycetaceae
Source: the annotation of a GenBank genome assembly